GAAACACCAACAUUUCAGUUUAUUACCCUGUUUCAGUUUUUACCAAAGAAAAUCAUACACAAACGUAGCAAAACAAAACAAAUUGAUAACAAAUGUCAAACUGAUUUUGACAGCUGUUCAGCGCAUCUGUUCGGAAGUUUUUCAAUAUUUGUAUUUAUACUUAAAUUUAUACUCCACUUUAUCAACAAAAAAUUUCAUAUUAAAAUUAUUUAAUGUUGGACGAAUCAUCUACGAUUACUCUGCGCAUAUGUCAGGAAGGGCAUGCAAAUGCAUUGGCAUUAAAUCGUGAUAGCAGUUUGAUUGCAGUAGCUGGUCGAAGUUUAUUAAAAGUAUUUGCUUUUGAUAAUGAUGGCUUUACGGAAGUGUGUAAUAUGCGUGGGGGAAAAAACCAAAAUCUCAGUUAUUCAUCUAAUGAUGUGGCAUGGAGUUUUUUAGAUAAUAACAUUAUAGCUACGGCAGCUACUAAUGGUGUAGUAUCCGUUUGGGAUUUAUCAAAAUUUGGCAGGCAUAAACAAUUGCUUGUUUACAAUGAACAUGAGCGCACCGCACACACUGUAACAUUUCACAGUACUGAACCAAAUUUAUUAAUAUCUGGUUCACAAGAUGGUACCAUAAAAUGUUUUGACACACGUUCAGAAAAGUCUGUUGUUACAUAUUUUAGUAACUCUGAGUCGGUGCGAGAUGUUAAAUUUAGUCCACAUACGACAAAUAUAUUUUCUGCAGUUUCAGAAAAUGGUACCGUACAAUUGUGGGAUUUGCGCAAAUGGGAUAAAUGUAUAUUACAAUUUACUGCACAUAGUGGUCCAAUUUAUACGUGUGAUUGGCAUCCAAUGAAAAACUGGCUCGCAACUGGAAGCAGAGAUAAACAGAUUAAGGUUUGGAAUAUGGAUGGCAAAGCUUCGUUGGAACAUACCAUACAUACCAUAGCUGUAGUUGGACGUGUUAAAUGGCGACCAGAACGCAUCUACCACAUUGCUAGUUGCGCAUUAGUUGUAGACUAUAGUAUACAUGUCUGGGAUAUAAGAAGACCUUAUAUACCGUUUGCUUCAUUUAAUGAGCACACAAAUGUUACUACCGGGAUCGCUUGGAAGGGUGGCGACUCACAUUGCUUACUAUCAACUAGCAAAGAUUCUACUAUAUAUAAACAUGCAUUCAAGGAUGCAGCGCGUCCGGCUUUAAAAGCAAAUGCACAAGGAGCUAGCUUAAGUCGUCGUGGUGAUAUAUCAUUUGCGAAUAAAAUAAAAGUCUUGGCACCGGUUACUGCAGCACAAGUAGUCAAAUCAAAUACACUCAUCAUGCGACAAAGAUCCAUAACUGGUGUCGAACAAUUUCAUAUGGCACAAUCUGAUAUGCAUGAAUUUCUAUUAAAAUCAUCAUACACUGGUUAUGUGGACGAAGAAAAUUCUGUGGAACUGAAAGAGCACGAAUGUUUUAUAGGCUGUGCUAAGGAAUUUAUAUUAACUGGCAAGAAACUUGGUGAAAUUUGUGAGCAUAAUGCAAAAGUAACAAAGAAAUAUGGCAAACAUAAUGCAUCCACACUUUGGAAUUUUAUUAAAAUACUUUAUGGUUCUAGUGAGUUUAGUACACAAAAAUAUGAACAUCGCAGUUCAUUUUCUACACAAAAGAGUAUACAGUCUUCUCGUAGGCCAACGCAGAAUAUAAAUGCUUUAACUAAUGAAGUUUUACCUUGGAGUAAUAAUGAACGCACCGAUACGAAUGGUAAUAAUAACGACAUCGAUAUAGAACUACAAGAUGCCGAUGCAUUAAGUGGUGUUGUUGGUGGCAGUGGUAGUGGUAAACAAAAUUAUCCGCCAUAUAAUUCAGUGAUCAUAUCAGAGAAUCAGAUACUUAAUGAUAUUACUUUCGAUAAUUUUGAAAUGCUGCGCAAUGGUUUUAUAUAUGUGGGACCACCGGAUUUCACAAAAGCACUAUCCUUUCCAGAAACUGCAUUACAUCAUAAUGUGCAAGCAGCAAGACCACAACAAGAUAUUAAAGUGAAAGAACAUGAAAAAUCUCCGCCUCAAAAUUUGCCAACUAUUUUAAAAGUGUCCAAUGUGCCUGCCAUACCAAUGUGGGAACCACAUCAAUUUAUAGCUGACUCACUUAUGCUACAGAACGAUGUAGGUGAUGUACAAACAGCUCUCUCAAUUUUAGUAGCCAUGGGUGAUGCUCGUAAACUUAUACCAAUUGAAGAAUCUUUAAUUGAACAUUGGUUUCAAACCUAUAUUGAUCAGUUGCAUCGUUAUCAAUUGUGGAAUGAAGCAUGUACACUUAUAAAUCUCUCCUGGAUACGUUCGAUCCGUCAACUUAAUCAACAAUCAACUACUGUACAUACGAAUUGUGGUGAAUGUGGUCGUCCUUUAGGCGGUAGUGCUGGUUGGUAUUGUCAGAAAUGUAAAUCCAUGCAAUCAGCUAAGUGUUGUGUAUGUGGUUUAGUUGUAAGGGGUUUAUACGCCUGGUGUCAGGGUUGCUCACAUGGUGGCCAUUUAGAGCAUUUGAUUGCAUAUUUUUCAAAUCGCUCGAAAUGUCCAAAAUGUGGACAUUUAUGUGAAUAUAAUUAAUUAAUCUGACAAAUGUUUAUAUUAUUUGAUUAUUUAAGUUGUUAUAUUUAUUCAGACAUUAUAAUAUUUUAGUUCGUAAACUUGUAUUUAUGUGAUUAUGUAUUUAAAUCAGACUAUAAAAAUUUUUA
Teleopsis dalmanni is the source of this 2689-nucleotide messenger RNA. It is a transcript of the gene Wdr24, whose product is annotated as GATOR complex protein WDR24. NCBI's taxonomy places the organism in Eukaryota, Metazoa, Arthropoda, Insecta, Diptera, Diopsidae. The record is from RefSeq and is a predicted model, not a curated record. The transcript is spliced from 10 exons. Gene Ontology annotation, molecular function: protein binding. Gene Ontology annotation, biological process: positive regulation of TOR signaling. The coding region runs from base 213 to 2561 and encodes 782 amino acids.